Molecule: messenger RNA, 1758 nt
Organism: Dermacentor silvarum
Lineage: Eukaryota; Metazoa; Arthropoda; Arachnida; Ixodida; Ixodidae
Product: tolloid-like protein 1
Exons: 10
Coding region: 1-1758 (585 amino acids)
Source: RefSeq, a predicted model, not a curated record
AUGGAGUUCGAGCUGGAAAGUGCCAACUACCCCGGCGACUACGAGGACGGCACGGAUUGCGUGUACACGGUUCGACGCGCUCAUGGCAACAUAUGCCAGAUGGAGAUCACCUUCCUGGACUUCCAGCUGCAGCCUUCGGAUUCAUGCCAGGGUGACUACUUGGCCAUCGACGGCACGCGCGUCUGCGGAACCGUAGUGCCCGGGGCCGUCCGCUUGAUGGACUUCCUGGAGCCGCAGAAGGUUAUGCGCUUCCACACGGACGACUCGCAGAGCGACCGUGGUUUUCACAUCGCCGUCCGGCAGGACGAGUGCGACGAGCCAGCCUCAACACCCGGAGGAGGUGGAGUUCCCGCGGGCGAUGAAGAGAGAGAAUGCGACGAGACCAUCCACAAGCCCGAAGCCAUGCUGCUCAGUGCCAACUACCCGGCGAACUACGGCAACAACCUCGACUGCAGGUACACGGUGCAUCAGAUGAGCUCCUCAGUGUGCCACCUCGAGAUGAACUUCGAGUGCUUCGACGUGGAGUCCAGCACCGACUGCGAGUACGACUACUUGAACGUCGACGGACAGCGCCUAUGCGGGAUCUUCUCCCGCAACACAUCCGGCAUGUACGACUUCGAGGAGAACGAGAAGCAGCUCCACUUCCACUCGGAUGCGGCCAACUCCCGAGCAGCUUUCUGCAUUCGGCUGCGCCAGGUCGAGUGUGUGGACGAAGACGAUGCGGAGUCGCCGCGGUCGCCACCCUUCAGGCCCCUGCAGGGGGGCUUCACUACCUCGACCCUGGGUGUCGGAGGUGAUGGCGUCCACCGGGAGCACCACAAGUGCGACAAGAUCCUCACGAACCGACUGUUCGACGUGCGCAGCCCAAACUACCCGGGAGGAUACCCGCCCAAUCUGGACUGCAAGUACAUCGUCUUUCAGGACCUCCACGCAGAAAGUGGCCUUGACCUCCCGACAAAGGUAGAGAUUCGUGAGAAAGCUCCGGCCCUGGGAGUGCCGUGCAUGUACGAGUUCUCUGACCAGAGUGGCGUAUUCUACAGCCACGGAUUUCCGGGUCCUUACCCCAACCAGAUGUCCUACACUUAUCGCGUCAUUUCCGUGGCUCCCGACAUAUGCAGGGUGGAGCUGUCUUUCAUCCAGUUCAACUUGCUCUCGAACAACCGGCCAGACGGCCAGUGUGGUGCCGACUUCAUGGAGAUCAACGGCGUCCGCUACUGCAACCGUCAGCUGGAGGGACAGAUACGCAUCUUGGACUUCAAGGGUCCCCGCCGUAGCGUGACAAUGCAUUUCAUAUCCAAUGACCUCGAUGCCGGGAAAGGAUUCCUCGGCUUCUACAAGCAACUCGGCUGCCCGACGGGAGAAGGAGGCGACGGCCGACCCCCGACGUCCCUGGGAGGAGGACCACCCGAGUUGUACCAUCCGAAGCCGUAUCCGCAUCCGUCGGAUUCUUUGGGCAUCGCCACCAAGCAACAGCAGCAUCAUCACCAGCAGGCCAGCUGCGACCGGCUGUACGCGCUCGAGGAAUUCGAGCUGGAGAGCCCCGGCUACCCGGGCCCUUACCGGCCGGGACUCGGCUGCCGGUACUUCAUCCGGCGACACAGCGACGCCGUGUGUGCGCUGCUAGUCACAUUCGACGCCUUCAACCUGGAGUACAGCGCCGGCUGCCACCACGACUACCGGGAGCUGGCCGGCCACAAGAUAUGCGGACAGGUGCCCGCCGGAAAGACCAGGACGUUCGCGCUGAUGGAAAUCGUCUGA